UUUUGACCCUUUUUGCCACUAUAAAUCCAAACUAAGACAAUUGUUGCAAUCCAAAAUCCAAUCUUUUAUCCACUAAUUUCAAUAGCUACACUAAAUUAACAACAUAAUUAUUAAUCAUGAGUAAAUUCUGGGCUUUGCUUACUCACCUCCAUGCACUUGCCGGGCCAGUGGUGACGUUACUCUAUCCUCUAUAUGCAUCAGUAGUAGCUAUAGAGAGCACAUCAAAGUUGGAUGAUGAGCAAUGGCUUGCUUAUUGGAUUCUCUACUCUUUUCUUACUCUCAUGGAGAUGGUUCUUCAACCCAUUCUACAAUGGAUACCAAUAUGGUAUGAGGUGAAAUUAGGAAUGGUGGCAUGGUUGGUUCUUCCCCAAUUCAGAGGAGCUGCUUUUAUCUAUGACAAAUUUGUUAGGGAAAAAGUCAUUAAGAAAUAUGGAUCUGCAUAUUUCCAGCACAAAUCUCAGUCCCCAGCUAAUGGCAAACCCAAAAACAAACUUGUGGAUUUCAUCACCCUUAGGAAGGGAGAGCAUUAAAUUAAAGUCGCUGAGGAUGCAGCAUCAAAAUAAUUAAGCUAUGAAUGGUUUUAUGUGGAUGGAUAUAUUUAGAAAUAGUUCCUUUCGUUUGUAUUGCAGUACUGAGCAGAGAAUACAUUUAUUGUAGAUCAAUGGAAGUUCUAUUAAUAUGAAUGUUAUGUACGGGCUCCGUUUACUUCUA
This is a messenger RNA of Capsicum annuum, 711 nucleotides long. RefSeq names its product HVA22-like protein e. The transcript has 5 exons. NCBI's taxonomy places the organism in Eukaryota, Viridiplantae, Streptophyta, Magnoliopsida, Solanales, Solanaceae. Bases 117 to 530 code for a protein of 137 amino acids. The record is from RefSeq and is a predicted model, not a curated record.